Molecule: messenger RNA, 2229 nt
Organism: Pristis pectinata (smalltooth sawfish)
Lineage: Eukaryota; Metazoa; Chordata; Chondrichthyes; Rhinopristiformes; Pristidae
Product: coiled-coil domain-containing protein 69-like
Exons: 10
Coding region: 89-1093 (334 amino acids)
Cellular component (GO): nucleus; cytoplasm
Molecular function (GO): microtubule binding
Source: RefSeq, a predicted model, not a curated record
GACUAAGUACUGAAGGUUUAAUGUUUCGCCUUCAGCGUUACAGUCAGCAGACUUUACACAGGCAGAUCUCUGUCAGCCAGUCUGGAGAAUGGGCAGUAGCAACAGCAAGUUGUGCUGCUGUAAAUCGAGAAAGAAGAAAGAAGCCCAAUCAAAACAACACAAGGAAGUUUCUCAAGAAUUAGCAGCACUUCAUGGCGAUGGUGAUUUGCCUGGAGCUGCUUGCAAUCAGCUGCAGAAGGCAGAAGCUUUCCUUCUGGAACGGCAUGAGAAAGAGGUGCAAAGGAUCAGAGAGGAGCACGAGGAGGAGCUUGCACAACUCAGGGAAGACCUGUGUUCAACGUACAACACAGAGAAGCAACAGCUUCAAUAUCUACAUGCAGAGGAAAUUGAGAAACUGAAACAGGAACUGCAAAAGAAAGAAGGAGAGCUGUCAGACUCCAGAAUAGUGGAACUGAAAGGCAGACACUCCGAGUACGUCAAGUCCCUCAAGGAAGAAUGUGAGACUGCAUUAGCAGGACUUGUCAAACAGCAUAAACAGGAGCAAGAGUCAUUGACUGAAUCCUUUGAGAAAGCCAACAUGUGCCUUAAGGAAAGAAUAGAGGAACUGACAACCCAGGUCAACUCGUUUCAAAUGAAGACAAAGAAAAUUGAGGAUGCAAUAUUAAGAAGAGGUCUCAACAGAGAUGAUAAGAAUUUGCAUCCACCAACACUAUUCUGGGAGCAGGAACUGGAGAGCUUACACUUUGUGGUGGAGAUGAAGAAUGAAAGGAUUCAUCAGCUGGACAAGCAAGUGUUACAGAUGAAGAAUUUGGUUGAAGUGAAUAUCUUACUUGAGGAGAAAGUUAAAACACUUCAGCAAGAAAAUGAAGACUUGAAAGUUCGCCUGAAAAGCCAACAGGACUUUGCAAGGCAAUUAUCCAUGGAACAUGAGGCCCUGCAGCAGACAUUGGAGAAGGAAGCUAUGAUGAAGGAGAGACUCUUUCAUGAGAAAGAAGAACUGGUCUGGAAACUGCAAAAUGGAGAUGGCUCACCUACUGGGGAGAUUUCAUUGGGGCAGCUUCACUCAGAGUCAAUAGAAACAUCAUUAAGGUGAAGCUUUGGAAGAACAGACUUGGAAGAGAGAACGAAUGAACUUGAUCUUUUGUGAUCCACAUUUAGGACACUGCUUGUCAAAAAGAAAAUGCUGCAGAUUUUGCCUCUGGAAUGACUUAUUAAAAGGUGUUUGCUGUUUUAUUUUCUCACAAUUUCAGAUACCUGGAAGUUUUCUUGGUUUUAUCAAAAUAGCAAUCGUUUUUGUGCUACUUAGUGAGAUUUGUCCUCCUUGACACAAACUGUCGUUCUGACAUUAAAAAACAAACCAUAAAAAAGUGUAUAUGUUCAGUCUCUCAUAAACUCUGGAGAAUAGAGAUCCAGUCUCCCUAAUCUUCUCCUCAUUCGAUAAUCCCCACAUUGGAGGAAUCAAUCUGAUAAACUAUUGUUGUACUCCCUCUAUUGUAUAUGUAUCGUUCCUUGGGUAGAGAGACCAGACCUUGAACGUGCUGUUCCACAGGCAGUCUCAUCAGGGUCCUAUGCAAUUGCAGUUAGGCUCCUCAAAACACUGUUAUCACUAUUCUAUUUACAAUAAAUAUUUUUGCUUGGUUAGCUCAGAAUUUCAUAAAGACAUCUGUAGUUUUCAUUUUCCCAUGCAGAAUAUUUUGGGUCUUUAACUUAAACAUUUAGGGACCACUGCCACUAUAGACUGCUGUGUGCUUAAGUAUUAAAAUCCAGCACCAGUUGGACUAUCUGUUGGAUUCGUAAAAACAGCUCAGUUAUCCUCGGGAAGAUGGCUUGUGAUAUCAAUGGAAGUUACAAAUAUUCUUGCAGUUUACCUGUGAUACACAGAAGAUGGCUUUCAGCUUUUAUACUGUUUGUGAUUUCCAUGCAAACUAUGAAGAGUAAAUUUUCACUGGUUACUGCACAACCAAAAUUGGUAAAGGAGUUUAUGAAUAACAAAACUCUCAGCUGUGCAAUUGAUUCUGCAAUUACAAAACAAAAUAUUCAAACAGGAUGUUAAUAUUGAUCUUGUAAACUCUCAGAACCCACAGCACCAUUCAGUAAGGUAAAUGAAGUAAAAAAGACAAUCAGAAAAGUCAAGAGAUGUAUCAGUAAAACUAAUAUAUUGCAGAUACAUGUGAAAUAAUAGCACUUUAUUUGUUUUGUGGAUGAGAGGAUAUUGUGUUCAAUUUUGAU